Caenorhabditis elegans is the source of this 2801-nucleotide messenger RNA. RefSeq names its product MARVEL domain-containing protein (gene F47B10.8). The record is from RefSeq and is marked reviewed. NCBI's taxonomy places the organism in Eukaryota, Metazoa, Nematoda, Chromadorea, Rhabditida, Rhabditidae. The transcript is spliced from 6 exons. Bases 1884 to 2597 code for a protein of 237 amino acids.
GAAGAAUGCGCAAUGACAAUGGCAUGAAGCGUUCUUCGAGUAUGCCCAAGUUGUUGAUGAAGAAGAAAUAUAAUAUUCAUUCGAUUCCCGGCAUCAUCGUUCUAAAAGGUAAUACAAAUGAGAUAGAAAUAAAUAGAAGGAUGACUACUAGGUAGCUUACUCUUCUGACUACAAUUUCUAGAGUGAUGUAUUUUUAAAUCACUCGGAUGUGUUCCUCGAAGUGUAUCUUUCAAGAAUCCGAUAGCAUCACUGUUAAGUUAUUUCCUGUUGAACAACCAUAUAGCUUUGUGAGCUUUUUUUGUAAUUUAUCUCUAUCAACGUAGACUUUUCCACAUUACGUGAACAUUUUAAAUAUUAAAAUGUUUUUUAACCUGCUUAUCAAAGAUGGAAACUUUGUAACUUAUCAGAUUACCAUCAAUCCACAUUAAUCUGUCUCGGUGGUAAAACUGAACACAUUUUAGCGGAUUUGUCUCCACCACAAAACAAGUCGUUUUUAUCACAAGUGUUUUCUAUUUCUUUUUGCUUCUUUUCAUUUGUUGUUCUACUCCCACCACCAGGUAACCUGAUACUUUCCGGUUGGGAGGUCCUUCUUCUUUUCUUUUUAUUUGAAGAAAUUGGCGGAAAGUCUUAAAUUAUAGCAGUAGCAUGCCCUAUGCUUUCACUCUACUCUAAAUUGUUGUGGCUGAUGAUAUCAAUAUCACUAUCAGAAGUCAACAAUCUCAAUCUCUUUCUCACUUUCCGCAAUCAUAAUCACUCAUUUUCAAGCUCUAAUGUGUAAACUCUUAUCAACAAAAAGGCUUCCGAAUGAUAAAUGGAUUCUUCUCCUGUUUUUAUUUGCCUCUCACCUACCUUUUCUUCCUCAAUAUCCAUCCUCAUUCUUUCGUCAUUACACAUCUCCUCCCCAACUGAUCUACCACCAGGCAAGACGUAUUGGACCACAUAAAUAUCGGUUAAUAGGCGCCACCUAUCAUUGAUAAGGGCGUGAAAAGUGCGCCGAAGGUAGAUGAGCUUUUCAAAGCACGAUUGGAGCAAUUGGUGGUGCAUUAAAUGCGGGGAGAAACGCAAAGCCUCCAAUAUUUUUUCCAAAAAUUUAAAAUAUGUAUGCUUUGAAAAUACUAUGGCAAAUGGACAUGGUAAAAUCAAUUGUGAAAAUAUUUAAUAAAAAAAUUUUUCAAGCACUUACGGCUUCGAUUUUUAUUUCAUCAUCAUUCCCAACAAAAUCAUCAUUUCAUCAACAGUUCUCAAAUUAUAUUUAAUUUUUCAAAACCGAAUUGUGUUUAAAUGAUCACCUGUGGUGUGUUCAACCGAGUAAAAAAGAAGACGAAGCGCUUGAAUGGCAGUGAUUUAUGUUUUUUUCUAAAUCCAAGACGUGCCCAAAACAACACACAUGCAUAUCCAUAUACUGCUCACCUCAAAAAUCAAAAUUUGGAUAAAAAGUCUGUCUGCGUAAAAUUGAAAAUCUGCUGAUACUAGAAUAUUCAAGGUUGCCGAUAACUCAAAAACGAUCGUUUUUAUCACGCUAUUCUAGAAUAAAUAAUUCUGUGCACGGAGUUGUUGAAGCUUCUACAAAAUUUUCUUCAUUUUUUGAUUUAUUUUCUGCCAUCCUGUGUCUGAUGAAUUUUGAGCCGUAUUCAGUUGUUUUGGAAUCAGAUAACCCUGACUGUCCAAUUAUCAAGAUUCCGCAUUGUAAGUCGAUUUUCUUUACUACACUUCUAUUUUAAAAACAUAAAAAAAUGCUCAGUUCUUUUUUACAUUUAUCCUCUCAAAGUUAGUAAAAAGUGGUCAAGAUUCAAUUUCAACAUUGUUUAGGACGCACACUUCUGUUAUUGAAUCUUUUCUUUCCAAGAUGUUGUGCAUUCACUUUUGGCACAUUCUGAGCAUUCAUGAGCAAGGACCGAAAUAUUAUCUACUAUCGUGAUCUCUACUAUUACACUGUUAUGUUUGCAGAUGCAAACGGAAAUGAAAACGGAAACGGAAACGGAAUAAUGAAAACGCCGCAACGGGAAACUGUCGUGAGCCUGGGUUUCACGGAAGAUCCCAUUCCUCCCAACAGUUAUUGCUGCAAUUCUUGUCAUAUUCAAAAAGCGUGCCGAGCAGUUGCAGUAUUUGCCUUUUUAGGAUUUAUCAUAAACCUUGUUCUAUAUUUUAUGGGCAUCUCAAAACUCGGUCUAAACGGAUAUCUCGAAGCGUUCCUUCUUAUAUUCGACUGCAUUUCUCUGCUGACUCUGUUUUGUGGUGUCUCAAAGCAACGUUCGGGAUUGCUGAAGCCGUACUUGUUUUACAAUGUAAUAUGGAACUUUGGCAUGAUAAUUUUGUUCCUGGUUUUUGUGUACCACAUGUUGAAGGGAACUAGUGAUGUAUCGAGGAACAUCCUCGACAAUCUUAAAGCUUUGCGAUCAAAUCCAGAUGAGUAUCACUUCCGAUCAAGAGAAAGUGUUACCACUGCAAUCCUGGUCACACUGGGUGUGAUGGCUGCCAUGUCGUUUGUUAUAGUCAUAAAUUGCAUAUUUUUGCAUGUUGUCUACCGCACUUUUCAGUUUUUUGCAUACCAGGAAGACAAGAAGAGAGAGGAAAUGGAUAAAAAGGAACGCUUAUAACCUUUGCAAUGUUUUAUCUGAAAUGUUUAACCUCGUGCUUUCUAUUGAACUAUCUCUUACACACAAACAUUAUGUUGAUCUCUUAUGUAUUCCGAAUUCAUUUAAUUUCCUUCUCGGGUGCUCGUCUGAUUUUCAUUUUUAUUUUAUAUUGUGGAUUUAAAAUUUAUUCACAGUUUCAACUCUACUGCAAUAAAAAUUAUGUAU